Messenger RNA from Musa acuminata AAA Group (dessert banana), 980 nucleotides. Its product is annotated as GTPase activating protein 1-like. The transcript has 3 exons. The record is from RefSeq and is a predicted model, not a curated record. NCBI's taxonomy places the organism in Eukaryota, Viridiplantae, Streptophyta, Magnoliopsida, Zingiberales, Musaceae. Bases 237 to 737 code for a protein of 166 amino acids.
AACUGGUGCAGUCUCUCUCUCUCUCUCUCUCUCUCUCUCUCUCUCUCCGAGAGACUCCUUCCCCACUGCUGCAUCAUUCUUCCCCCUGUGGUGGUCUCUCUCUCUCUCUCUCUCUCUCUAUCUAUCUAUCUAUCUAUCUAUCUAUCUAUCUAUCUAUCUAUCUAUCUAUCUCUGAGAGACUCCUUCCUCACUGCUGCAUCAUUCUUCCCCCUGUGGUGGUGAAGCUGACGGGAGAGAUGGCGGACCACUUGCUGGGUCUCCUGAGGGUUCGAGUGCAGCGAGGGGUUAACCUCGCCGUCCGUGACUUCACAAGCAGCGACCCCUAUGUCAUCCUCAGAAUGGGCAACCAGAAACUGAAGACUCGGGUGAUAAAGCGUAAUACUAAUCCCAUUUGGAAUGAGGAGCUGACACUUUCUGUUGAAGACCCUGCCCUUCCAGUGAGACUUGAGGUGUAUGACAAGGACACAUUCAGCCAGGACGAUCCUAUGGGCAAUGCCGAGUUUGACAUACGUCCAUUUGUGGAAGCUGUGAGGAUGAACUUGCAAGGCGUUCCAAAUGGCACCAUGAUAACAAAGGUGGCGCUGGGCAGGCAAAACUGCUUGGCCGAUGAGAGUAAUAUAUACUGGUCAGAUGGCAAGGUGCUUCAGGACCUCGUCCUUCGCCUUAAAGAUGUCGAACGUGGUGAAGUGGAACUGCAGCUGCAAUGGGUCAGCAUUCCAGGCGCCAGCGGCCUCUAACUAUAUGGAGUAUCGUCAGUCUUGUGCACCUGCCUUGACAUAUCCUGUUUAUUUAUGAGUCUUAAGAGGAAACUUGUAUCGAUGUAUAUGAGUCGUCUAUAUGUGUAUAACUAGAAUCAGAUGCUGCGGCAUCCACCACUACCACCAGAACAGGCAGUGAGUCCAGAGUUCAGCUUAUUUUGCACCGCACCUUGUCGUUUUAACUCUUACUAUCAAUUAAAAUGGAUCUAUUAUUGUGUUUUA